Messenger RNA from Anthonomus grandis grandis, 459 nucleotides. RefSeq names its product mitochondrial import inner membrane translocase subunit Tim8 (gene Tim8). NCBI's taxonomy places the organism in Eukaryota, Metazoa, Arthropoda, Insecta, Coleoptera, Curculionidae. The record is from RefSeq and is a predicted model, not a curated record. Bases 97 to 381 code for a protein of 94 amino acids. The transcript has 2 exons.
UUCUGUCAAAGUCAAAACAUUUUGUUUGGUUAAAUCUGUUGGGAUCACAAUUUGAUUUUUUCUUUAUUUUAAAAAUAAUUAAAAUCCAGAGCAAUUAUGAGUUCAGAUUUUGGAGAUUCCGCUUUUUCAGACCUCACAUCUAAGGCGGGAGAUAAAGAGCUACAAGAAUUCUUAAUGGUAGAAAAGCAAAAGGCACAAUUCAAUGCACAGAUCCACGAGUUUAACGACUUCUGUUGGGAAAAAUGUGUGGACAAACCAUCGAACAAACUGGACAGUAGAACGGAGACGUGUUUAACCAACUGUGUGGACAGGUUCAUAGAUGUUUCCUUACUUAUUACGAAUAGAUUUGCACAGUUGCUUCAGAAGAGUGGUGGCAUGUGAUUUAUAGAUAUUUAUUGUUAGUUUGUGGUCUUUUUAAAUAAAUCCAUGUGCAAGGGAUCAAUAAAAAUGUAAGUUGUU